GUGCUGACACCCGCAGCGGGCAUCCUUGAAGGAUGCACACCGGUUCCUUUGGAGAACCAGGCGGGUGUGUGGAAGGGGGGGGUGGGAGGGGGUGCUGCCAGGCCAGGCCCCCCUGGCUGCGGACUACAACUCCCGGCGUGCCGCAGCAGCAGCCCUCCCGCCUCCUCUGGGCUCGGCGCUGGCCGGCUCGGCUCGGCUCGGCGCUGCCGGUGGCCGCGGCGGGACUGAAAAGAAAUGAACGUCAGAGGGGAUUUGUUUAAUCAUUUAACAGCUGACACAAGCCAUGUCCCUAACAAAACGUUGCUGAAAGAGUAGAAGAUUUCUGGGAUACGGCGGCUCCGGUACCAUGAAACCACUCCAGCGAGUCAGGGGCAGCGCCUGCUGAAGGAUGCAGUAGCCCAGGAGUCCGGGCUCGCUGGGACGAGGCCGAUGGCUUGCAUGGAGCUUCUCUACCUGGCCGAGGAGAGCAGGCAGGGGUCCCUGGGCACUGCUGCGGGAUGGAGCCUGCCUUCCUCUCCCUAUGAGCAGCAGCAGCAGCAUGAGGGGGGUGAGGUGGACCCCAGAGCAGCCUCUGCCGUGGCAGCCCUGCACUGCGAGAGGCAUUGCAAGCCCUCAGAGAGGGGCCCUGUGGCUGAGCCUGCCCCAGUUCCCCUGUCCUCCGCCUUGGGCCCCUCGCCCUGGGAGCAGCCAGCACCCCCCAGCACCUCCCAGCCUUGCCACCUGCCCGAGAGCUUCCCGGGGGAAGGGGACGCGGGCAAGAAGAAAGCCUGCUGCUGUGCCCAGGAACUCGAGACGUCAUUCACCUAUGUGGAUGAAAAUGUGAACCUGGAGCACGCAAGAAGUCCCCCUAGUCCAACAGGCUGUCGGGAUGCUCCUCAGCAGCGCUCCUGCCGGGAGCUGCCACCCGAGUGGGCGCAUGAUUCCCCUUCCCUGGUCUCCGAGGAGGAUGACACAGCCUCGGAGGCGGCAGCUGGGAAAUCCGUGGACUAUGGGUUCAUUAGUGCCAUUUUGUUCCUUGUUAGUGGGAUUUUGCUGGUGAUCAUUUCCUACGUGGUACCCAGAGAUGUGACUGUGGAUCCCAACACGGUGGCUGCCCGAGAGAUGGAGAGACUGGAGAACGAGAGCGCCAGGAUCGGGGCUCACUUGGACCGCUGUGUGAUUGCCGGGCUAUGUCUCUUAACCCUGGGGGGAGUGGUGCUCUCCAGCCUGCUGAUGAUGUCCAUGUGGAAAGGGGAGCUGUACCGGAGGAGCAGGUUUGCAUCCUCCAAGGAGUCUGCAAAGCUCUAUGGGUCUUUCAAUUUCAGAAUGAAGUCUGGUGCAAAUGAUAAUAUGCUCGAGCUGUCGUUAGUUGAGGAAGAUGUGCUUGCCGUAGAUAAUUAGAGUGGUCAUGAUUUUUAAGGCAGCGUUUCUACGAGAAAACAUGUUUCAUUAAAGAAAACAGAUGUGGCUAAAGAUAGCUGGUGAUGCAUUUAUUUGUCUGACAAGAAUGUUUUUUUUCUUGAGCUCUAUAAUCGAAUGUUAGCAGUAUAUGAGCACUUGUUGUAAAGGGAAAACAUGCCAGAGAAAAAGCAAUUGAUAUGAAAUAAUGAAAAUCACUAAAUAAAGAGAGAUUUGUGGUGAGUAGGUUCUGUAGGUAACUCCUUUAUCCUAGCAUAAAACAUUCCUUUGGUGUCUCGCCUAUAUAAUUUUCUUAUUACUCCCAUACAGAACAGGAGUGACCUUGACACCUUGGAAGCUGUUAAUUGUUGCAGUCUUCAGAGGGAUUAUUAACAGCCUACUUGAUGUCAUGUUAAAAAGUGGGACCAAUAAUCAAAUAGGAAGGCUGAUGUUUUAUUAAGAGAGAUGCUUUUUUAUUUUUUAUUUUUAAGCUUAUCCCUUAUUUUCUAUGAAUGAGAUCUAAUGGAAAAAAAGACCACUUGUUCAUGACUUACCACAAAUCUCCCCUAUUUUCAAACAAUGGUACAAUUAGUGGUGAUUACUUAAAAUACAAAGAUAAGAAGCAAAGGGCAGGGAACCAUAUGGCUCAUGAUGGUAUUGGUGAGAGACAAAAGUUUCUUUCAGCUUGAGGUCAGUGGUUCCAUUUCAGUUCAGAUUAGCCAUGAUUGAUAGUCAUUAACUUCUGAUAGCUAUAGUGGCCCAUAUAAAAGAAGUUUAGUUCCUGGUGGACAGAUGUCUUUGUAUGAAAACUGCCAUAACUUGAAUUAACUGACCUCUUGUUAGGAGUCUCAAAAGACCCAAAGAGUAAAAAAGCAUCGGGAUGCAGAGACUGAACACUUCUCUUUCAGUAUGGAUGCCAGAAGAAAUUCAAGCUCAGCUGAAGGGCUUUGCUUGUACUGGGCCUGUCUGCAUCACACUAGUCCUUUUGAAACUUCAGUUUUAUGUCACUAGGCUGCCAGCCUUCUCAUAACUGGAAAGAAAAGGUCAGGAAGGAGCUUCUGGGGCUCGUUCAAUAUAAACCAAAUUAUUUAUAAAAAAAUAAAUUGUCAGGAAAUACUAAGGUUAAAUAUCAGACAGGUGGACUGUCUGAUAUGGGACUUAGUUAACACAGAGGAUGAUCAAGAAUACAUGAUGCUAUUUUUCACAGUUACAUAGCAGGAUAGCCAAAAACCUGUACUGCUGAUGGUAUUUACUUUAGUGUCAGCCUGUUUGUGUGGAGCAUUAAAGUGGUGUUCUUGUGAUGCUGGGAAAAACAACAAGGAUUGUUGUAUGCACUGCUGUCAUUUCGUAGUGAACAGUGGUUAAUAUUAUAUAUGUCCUAGACCCUGCCAAAGCCAGGCAUGAGUGAAGAGCUCUGUACAGACCCUGGCUGCAGAGUCAUAGUAGAAACACUUGUUUCACUGUCACAGCCUUGUCAGUCAUGGUUAAAUCUCAGAUAUCGGGAAUAUCAACUCCUUUACAACUUCUUUACAAAUGAGACUUUUUCUUUCCUGUUGUGACAUAUCUGAGAAUAAUCUUAGGAAGGGUGGCAACACGAGAAUAACAAAAAAUCCUCCUGCUCAGGUGGUGCUGGGACCUGGUGUUUCUGACAUUGCUUUCUCCCAGUUAGAACUUCCAGGGCUUCUGGGUUUCUUUCUCAGUCUAGUGUGACUGGUAGAGAUCAUGAACACUGCCCUGCUCUUUUUCAGGACAGCCUGAUGUGAGGGUUGGAGCACACUGGCUGGUGUGACUCGGAGCAGCGAAGGGAAAAACUGUAUUUUAUACCUGAAUGAGACUGUUUAUGGUCCCUUCCCAGCCAUCAUUAUGUGUGCCAAGGGGACCAUCUGUUUUCUGUCUUCUGUGUCUUAAUUGUGCCCCAAAUUAAUGGAUAUCCAAAAAAUUGGAUUUUUCAGUCUGCAGAAAUUACACAAGUGGCAUGAGGAAAUGUGGGGUCCUCAUGCAGAAAAAGACCAAACACUGUUCUGCCACCUUGUUCCUCAUGCCCUCUUUUGUCUGUUUGCAUCAGGAGGCACGUGCCACACCUGUGCCUGGCACUUGCCUGUGUUCUGUCCCUUGUGCUCACUGCUAGUGGGUGCUCAUGUAGGUGCCCUCAACAGAGAGCUGGAGAACCUGCGCUGCUCCAGGUUCAUGCCCUUGGUCGCUGUAAAUAGCGUGAUAUAUCAGGUUUUAACUUUGGCCCUGCGAAAGAGAUGCUACUUAAAUGUUAUCUGUUCUAACUCCUGCUUUAGCUCAGUGUUAGCUGGCAAUUAAAGAGCAGCCUUAUUCAGCAGUGCUACUGCCUAGUAGAUGUUAUUACCAGUUGCGUCAUGAUAUAGAGCGUGUCUGAGGGCAGGAACUCACAUUGGCCAGCAUUUCAGCAGUUAUCUUGGGAGAGCUUACGUCCCUCUGGGUGUGUCAUCAGGGAUUCAGGACUGAAUUUCUAGGGUGAAAAGAAGAGCUUACAUAUAUAAGGAGAAACCUUCAGCCUGUUGGGAUCAGUGAGAAUAUGGAGCAAAAUAGCCCAAGAAGUAAGACAUGUAGGAGGAAGGCUCCUCAUUAGCUGCCCUUUGCCUGCUCCCAGGUAUGAGGGCACUGCCUGCAGGGCCUGUUAACACCACCUGAGGUGGGGUGGUGGGGUCAGUGCUGCUGCUUGUCCUGGUCCUAGGACCGGAACCGAUGCCAUGGCAUCCAGAAGUGCAGAGAAGGCUGUACCAAGCAGGAGGGCAGACGGCAGGGGCGGUAGACAUUGUGGGGCAGAGGAUGGAUGUCAUGGGGAGCAAAAACACUUUCAUCACCCCCCACCCCUAACAGGAAACGUUGUACUUGGCAGAAGCUCUAAAACUGAGGCUGGCAGUUUUGAGAGCCAUUAUUUUUAUUUUUUAAUGAUACAUAUGCAUAAAAUUGGAGUACAUUCCAUAAUUGCAGAAAGAUGACAGCUAACACUGUAAGGAUCACAGAUUUCUUGUAGGAACCAUGGCAUGCCUUAAUGCUGGUUAUUAGCACUAGAAAAGAGCGUGUUCCCUAGAUUGUCAGUAUAUUAUUAUCAAGUGAGAAGUUUUCUGACACUUUGUAAAAUGCCUGUCACAGAUCAUAAGCCUGCAAUACCUAAAUGAACCCUCAAAUUUUCCCUGAGCAUUUUAAGGAAACCUAAGUCAACCUAAUAAUCUAAAUAUACACCACAGAGGUGUAAGGAAUAAUAAUAAUAAAAUAGCAGAACUAAUGCAGUUUCUUUAUUUUGGUAUUAAACUGUGCUACAGAAGAGGUGAAGGCAGGCCUUUAGAGGACAGAGUGCAAGAGUUCAGCAGAUAAAUCUCUCAGGACAUUUCUCUGAUCACCAAACAAACGAGAAGGCUGUGUCGGUUGGUGGUGUGAUGUAAAACCUCUGGACUCUCAGGUUCUAAUGAUGUACAGUGCAAGAGAAACCAAAAUGCUUGCUGUCUGGUGGUUGGUUGUGGGAAAUGAAUGUAUUAGUCAGCUGCCUGGUGGAUGAGUGUCCACAUCAUCCUGGUCACAAACGGCAGUACCAAAGGCUGAGGCCAAGGGAGAUUAAUUGCCUGCCCAUACACCCUAGCAAUUUGAUUUCCCCUACUCAAAAUGUAAAUGCUUUAAGGGUACAUGUGUGAGGAAAAUUGUAUUUUUCCAUCACCUUGGCUAAACUUGUUGCAUGGGUCAAUGGAGGGCUGUGAAUUUUAGGGCAUACCAGGUGGGUUUUAGGCACCCCUUGGAGCAUCCUAGAAACAAACCAUGAUUUGUGCUGGGGGAGGAACAGUUUAUUCCUGACUGACCCUCACAGCAAAAUGUGAUGUUUGCCCAUUUUCUACCUCAUGACACGUCAGCGGGGGCUGCCAGCCCAUGGGGACAGGCUCUGCCCCAGCCUCUGCCUCCCCGCCGAGGGAACGCGAGGCCUUGGCCGGGACUUCUCCCUGUACCCUCUGCUGCUGAAACAGCUCCCCGGGGACCGGUUUUCUGUUUCUUUUUCUCAGUCAGAAAUUUAUGACAGAGGCUGGGCCAUUUGGGAACUGCUGAGAGCUGUGCCACGGGACUCUGCAACCCAGAGAGGUCCGUGGCGAGGCACCCAGCCCAGCUCUGGCCCAGCCGGCCUCACCUCCGCACUGCCAGCCCGAGGCCUGACCCACAGCAGGGAAACCCGAAGCUCUCUCCUUGGAAGCUAUGCUGGGUUGUUGCUGGUUUUGAUAUGUUUACAGUUUUUUAAUCUUUGUAAUUCUUUUAAAAAUAUGUCUGUAAUGAAUAUUGAGUUUACCAACUGGGAAAACAAUGGCUUUAAUCUUGUAAAACUCCUUUUUGACCCACACAAGGGUGAAACAUCACAGUUCAUCGUGAGCUUUUUGAUUGUGCAUUUGAUGCCUUAUUAUAAUAGCAACAGCGUUCUGUACAGAUUAAAAAAUAAAAAUCUGUAAAGCUGA
Messenger RNA from Oxyura jamaicensis (ruddy duck), 5840 nucleotides. RefSeq names its product transmembrane protein 74 (gene TMEM74). The record is from RefSeq and is a predicted model, not a curated record. Lineage: Eukaryota; Metazoa; Chordata; Aves; Anseriformes; Anatidae. Bases 430 to 1380 code for a protein of 316 amino acids. The transcript has 2 exons.